UUGUUGAUAAAUAGACAUGCACGGUCGUCAUGGAGGCAGUCGCGGCAGCGUAAACCUCGCUUUCAAAAUGAGGACGCUGGCGAUCACGUUAUGUUUGGCGCUUACCGUUGUGGCUUCAAUAGCCAUUCCGCUGAAAGAAACAGCUGAAAAUGCUGAAAUUUCAAGAGUAAAACGUUCACCAGGCUGGCAUUCAGAACCAGAAGGAGUGUGGGAAAAAAAGCUCGUUUGGAAAGAGGAUUGGAAACAGAUAUGGAAAACUGAAAAAAAACUUAUUUGGAAAACAGAAUGGAAAAAAGAAAAAGUUCCUGCUUGGAAAACCGAAAAAGUGCAACAAUGGAAAGAAGAGCAAGUACCAGCUUGGAAAGUGAUACAAAAACCCAUAUGGAAAGAAGUGCAAGUGCCUAUAUGGAAGGAGGUUCAGGUACCUGAUUGGAAGAAAGUAUGGAAACCAGUGUGGAAAGAAAUACAAGUUCCCGUUAACAAAGCUGUGCAAGUACCAGAAUGGAAACAGAACUUUGUACCCGAGUGGGUUAAAGAGGGUGUUCCUGGUGAAAAGUAUUUAGGAAAAGAUGAGCAUGGAUGGGAAUACACCAGUCAUGAUCUGUGGAGAAAGAAGUUAGUCUGGAAACCAGUAUGGAAAAAAGUCUGGAAAACAGUGCACAAGCAGGAGUGGGUAACUGAUAAGAAGCUUGAAUGGAAAGAAGAGUGGAAACAAAUUUGGAGAACAGAAAAGAAACAAGCGUGGGUAACAGAAAAGAAACAAGAAUGGGUAGAAGAAAAAGUGCAAAUUUGGAAGACCAUUAAGAAAGAAGUCUGGGUGCCAGUGAAAAAGGAAAUAUGGAUAGAGAAAUGGAAGCAAAUUCAAGUUCCAGUAUGGAAAACAAUAGAAGUCCCAGCGUGGAAAAAAGUAUGGAAGCCAGUUUGGCAAAAAGUUUGGGUACCAGUACAUCACGAACACCAUGAACACCACGAACACCACGGAUGGGAUUAAUAGGUAGAUUUUGUGUUAUUAUUUUGUACAUAUAGAGAUACUUACAAUGUAGUCAUUUGUUACUUAUUUGUUACCAUAUAAACCCAAGAUAUGUUGAGUUUUGUAAAUAAUAUAUUUUUAAAUGUUUACUGAAUGGUGCUGGUAAGUGUUUGCCGAGAAACUUAGGCGUACGCGAAGGCGAAUGCUUUUUUUAUUGGCGAUUGUACAACAUUAAAAAUUUCGCUUGCGAAUGUAUUUGGCUUUGCGUGCGCCUCAGAUGACCUUUAAAAAUUUGUUUCUUAAAAUUUCAAUACAAAAAAUAAUAGUUCACUUCCUAAUACAAAUAAAUUGUAUAGUUAAAUGAUAAUUAACCAUUUUAAAACAAUUACAGAUAGUCAUCUUUUUAUAAUAAUUAACUACGAAUUAAUUAACAACUUCAAAACAAAUCUUUUAAAUAUUUGCAUUCUCAUAACACUUUGUUGUGUUUAAACAAAAUAAAGUUAUGACUUUAUAUUGUUUUAAAUAAUUCAGGUUGAGUAUUAAAAAAGUUUUAAGUAUUUAGUUGUUUUUUUUUCAAUGUGUUAAUAUUUUCUAUUAUAGUAUUUUUUUUCGAAGUGGGAAUUAAUUUACGAAUGUAUUUGAUACCGAAAAAAUUAAAGUUUCUAAAAGGAAGUUAACUAUUACAAUCAAUAUCUUAAUUUUAAAUUUCAAAACUUGAAAUUGUUAUAAUUUUUUGUUCAAGCUACCGUUAAUUGUUUUUAUUUACUUUAAUUUCUUUUUCACAAUACGUAGAAGGCGUAUUUUAGCACCUUAAAUGACAAAAGUACAACUGUUUGUUUAUUUUAUAUACUGUAUAAAUGAAAUAUGAAUAAUAAAAAUAAAUAAAUCAAAA
This is a messenger RNA of Melitaea cinxia (Glanville fritillary), 1862 nucleotides long. RefSeq names its product golgin subfamily A member 6-like protein 6. The record is from RefSeq and is a predicted model, not a curated record. Lineage: Eukaryota; Metazoa; Arthropoda; Insecta; Lepidoptera; Nymphalidae. Bases 17 to 991 code for a protein of 324 amino acids. The transcript is spliced from 2 exons.